Molecule: messenger RNA, 2826 nt
Organism: Papilio machaon (common yellow swallowtail)
Lineage: Eukaryota; Metazoa; Arthropoda; Insecta; Lepidoptera; Papilionidae
Gene: Tps1
Product: alpha,alpha-trehalose-phosphate synthase [UDP-forming] 56 kDa subunit
Exons: 11
Coding region: 313-2793 (826 amino acids)
Biological process (GO): trehalose biosynthetic process
Cellular component (GO): cytosol; alpha,alpha-trehalose-phosphate synthase complex (UDP-forming)
Molecular function (GO): catalytic activity
Source: RefSeq, a predicted model, not a curated record
GGCUGAGACCUCCGACAUCGGCAGCCGCAAGUGAGAACUUCACCCUUUUGCGACGCGUCUCGUAAUCUAUAAAGCCAACCGGCGCACACAAAAGAAACAGUCCGCACUCGAUCACGGCCGAUGAUGCUUUGUUAAUAUAAACGAGAUUUUUUUAUAAACCCUAAUCUCUUGCAAUGUUACACCGUAAACAGUGUCAGUACUAAUACAGUGAAUUCAGCCCAAAUAAUUUAAAAAUCCCACCAUUUUGUAUGCGCAUGUGUUUGGACUGCGCUGUGAUUGGUCGUGUAGAGGAACGUACCGAAAAAAAGCAACAUGAGUGUAACCAAUAAUUGUGUCAGUCGCUCGACGUGCAACAGCAAGAGUAGUAUGAUUGUUGUUUCGAAUCGCCUGCCCUUUGUGUUAAAGAGAAAUGAGAAAACCGGUGAAUUAGAGAGAAAAGCCAGCGCCGGCGGUCUUGUGACCGCUGUGGCGCCGGUCGUGAUCCGCGGGAAGGGUAUCUGGGUGGGCUGGCCGGGCAUCCACCUCGACAACCCCAACGAGAAGAUACCGGAGUCCGAUCCUAAUGACAAGACGCCUACCGCUGGAUUGCUGUCCAGUAAGAUCGUCGCCAUCCACGCGGAGCCGAAACUCUUCGACAGCUACUACAACGGAUGCUGCAAUGGUACAUUCUGGCCGCUGUUCCAUUCUAUGCCGGACCGCGCGACGUUCAUCGGCGAUAACUGGAAGGCAUACAUCAAGAUCAACGAGGAAUUCGCGGACAAGACGGUGCACGCGCUGCAUCUGCUGCAGAAGGAGAGCAAGGACAAGCCCUGCUCACCCCCCAUCGUCUGGGUGCACGACUACCACCUCAUGCUUGCCGCUAACUGGAUCAGACAGCGCGUCGAAGAAGACGAUUUAAAAUGCAAGCUCGCCUUCUUCCUCCACAUACCAUUCCCGCCGUGGGACAUUUUCCGUCUGUUCCCUUGGUCCGACGAAGUCUUGCAAGGCAUACUAGGAUGCGACAUGGUCGGUUUUCACAUAACCGACUACUGCUUAAACUUCAUUGACUGUUGUCAACGGAACUUGGGUUGUCGUGUGGACAGAAAGAACCUGCUGGUCGAACUCGGCGGACGCACCAUCUGCGUGAGGCCGCUGCCCAUCGGCGUACCCUUCGACAGAUUCGUCCAACUGGCCCAGAACGCCAAGCCUGUCCUAUCUACCAGUCAAAAAGUCAUCCUCGGAGUCGACAGACUGGACUACACCAAGGGUCUGGUUCAUCGGCUGAAAGCAUUCGAACGACUGCUGGAGAAACAUCCGGAGCACAUCGAGAAGGUCGUCCUUCUUCAAAUCUCGGUGCCGUCGAGAACCGACGUCAAGGAGUACCAGGAUCUCAAGGAGGAGAUGGAUCAGUUAGUCGGCAGGAUUAAUGGAAGAUUCACCACACCCAAUUGGUCUCCGAUCAGGUACAUCUACGGAUGCGUGGGUCAGGACGAGCUGGCGGCGUUCUACCGGGACGCGGCGGUGGCGCUGGUGACUCCGCUGCGGGACGGCAUGAACCUGGUGGCGAAGGAGUUCGUGGCGUGUCAGAUCAACAAGCCGCCCGGCGUUCUCAUCGUGUCGCCGUUCGCGGGCGCCGGCGAGAUGAUGCACGAGGCGCUCAUCUGCAACCCUUACGAGCUGGACGAUGCUGCGGAGGUCAUACACAGAGCGCUGAUAAUGCCGGAGGACGAGCGGAUUGUCCGCAUGAACCACCUGCGGCGGCGCGAGCAGCUGAACGACGUGGACUCGUGGAUGAAGAAUUUCCUUAAAGCCAUGGACUCGCUGGAGGAGGAGGCGGACGACAUCGGCGCCACCUCCAUGCAGCCCGUCACCAUCGACGACUUCGACGAGUACCUCUCCAAAUACAUCGGGUACACGCAGAAGCUGGCGCUGCUGCUGGACUACGACGGCACGCUGGCACCCAUCGCACCGCACCCCGACCUCGCCACACUACCUCUAGAGACCAAGCACACGCUGCAGCGCCUCUCCAACAUGUCCGACGUCUACAUCGCCAUCAUCUCCGGACGCAACGUCAACAACGUCAAGGACAUGGUGGGGAUAGAAGGUAUAACGUACGCCGGUAACCACGGGCUGGAGAUCCUGCACCCCGACGGCAGCAAGUUCGUGCACCCUAUGCCCAUGGAGCUGCAGGACAAAGUGGUCGAACUGCUCAAGUCGCUGCAAGAACAGGUGUGCAAGGACGGCGCGUGGGUGGAGAACAAGGGGGCGCUGCUGACGUUCCACUUCCGCGAGACGCCGGCGGCGAAGCGCGCGGCGCUGGCGGAGCAGGCGCGCCGCCUCAUCACCGCCGCAGGGUUCACGCCCGCGCCCGCGCACUGCGCGCUGGAGGCCCGGCCCCCCGUGCAGUGGAACAAGGGUCGCGCCUCUAUAUACAUUCUGAGAACGGCCUUCGGCUUGGACUGGAGCGAGAGGAUCAGGAUUAUCUAUGCCGGUGAUGACGUCACCGAUGAAGAUGCCAUGCUGGCGUUGAAAGGUAUGGCGGCGACAUUCCGUAUCGCGUCAUCGCACAUAACGAAGACCUCGGCGGAGCGGCGGCUGUCCUCUACAGACUCUGUGCUCGCGAUGCUUAAAUGGGUCGAGCGUCACUUCUCCCGCCGCAAGCCGCGCGCCAACUCUCUUACAUACAAGAGUGCGAGGAAAGCACGCGAUACCAUACAGAUGCACAUGUCAUACCAACCCCCGACCAAAACCUCCCCCAAGCCCACCCCGCCGAGAACACCCGACAAAUCAUCCAGCGGCUCCGAGUCCAGUUAGACUCACUGGCUUAAUGACAGAAUGAGCGUUCGC